AGAAAGAGACCCUUCUCCUAUCCAAGUUCCCUUUGUUUUCCUUUGUUUUAUUUACCUCAAUUAUGAGUUUUAAAGUGGCUUUAUAAAGGUAGGACUGGUGGUUGAGCCACUUCUCCUCCUCUCUUUUGGCUUUGUUUGCAUAUUUCCAGGUGAGCAAACCCAUUUUUUUCUUCCCUUCUCGCAAUUCUUUUGGCUGCACCAUUUGCUUCUGAAUUUACCAGUCUUUUUUUGGGCAUUCAGAUAUUAAUUUUCACUUUCAAAGAUUUAACCCGAUAAGAUCAUCCAAUUUGUUGGUAAAUGGGAUCUGAAGGGCCUCCCACGGUUACAGUCCAUGUGACUGGUUUUAAGAAGUUCCAUGGAGUUUCAGAAAAUCCAACUGAGACGACUGUUACUAAUCUAAAAGAGUAUAUGAAGAAAAAGGGUAUUCCCAAAGGGAUGAUAAUCGGAAGUUGCAACAUUCUUGAUACUGCAGGACAAGGAGCAGUCGGCCCAUUGUAUCAGAUGUUGCAGUCUUCUUUGGGCAAGAAUGAUUUGGAAUCAUCAAAUUCGGGAAGAGUUAUUUGGGUACACUUUGGAGUUAACAGCGGAGCAACAAGGUUUGCUAUUGAGACUCAAGCAGUCAACGAGGCUACUUUUCGUUGUCCAGAUGAGAUGGGAUGGAAACCUCAGAAAGUCGCUAUUGUCCCCGCAGAUGGUGGAAUCUCCCGAAAAAGAGAGACUAGUCUUCCUGUUCAGGAAAUUACAAAGACCUUAGCAAAGAUGGGUUAUGAUGUGAUGGCCUCUGACGAUGCUGGCCGUUUUGUUUGCAACUAUGUGUAUUACCAUUCGCUCCGAUUUGCAGAGCAAAAUGGAAUCGCAUCACUCUUUGUACAUGUUCCCCUCUUCUUAGCAAUAAAUGAGGAGACCCAAAUGCAAUUUGCCGCUUCGUUGUUGGAGGUACUUGCGUCUGUCAACUAGUAUUCUACUAUCGGCUUCUGCACUAUAAUGUCUGGAAUUGUAUCUACCUGUAUCAAUAUCAGCCAUGUUAGGGGGAUUGUGCAUGUGGUCAUUUGUGUGUUUGUGGAGUGGUUUUGGUAAUAAACAGCUAAUAAUAUGUUGAGGGGGCCUGCAUUUGUUGUGGCA
Rhododendron vialii is the source of this 1122-nucleotide messenger RNA. RefSeq lists its product as uncharacterized. Gene Ontology annotation, biological process: proteolysis. Gene Ontology annotation, molecular function: pyroglutamyl-peptidase activity. Bases 298 to 957 code for a protein of 219 amino acids. NCBI's taxonomy places the organism in Eukaryota, Viridiplantae, Streptophyta, Magnoliopsida, Ericales, Ericaceae. The record is from RefSeq and is a predicted model, not a curated record. Gene Ontology annotation, cellular component: cytosol. The transcript has 5 exons.